AUGAUUCACAGACAACAGCACUCAUCUCGCUGUCUUCGCAAUGGCACCUGUAUUUAUCAUUAUCCGAAACCAAUUAUUCUAGAAACCUAUAUUGAUGAGAAAGAAUACUAUGAACAAUAUUUGUUAUAUCCUUUUAAACAACAAGAUAUAUGUGAAAAUGAUUUCCUUGAACAAAAACAAACUAGAGUGUUGAGAAAAAUUGUUCGAAAACGAACUACUAAUAAAAUCACCAGAAUUGUUUUAGUGGCUCCAGGAUCUGGUAAACUUUUUUAUUUGAGAAAUAUUUUAAUACAUCGCGCAAUUCGAACAUGGGAUGAAAUCAAAAUAUUAAAUAAUAUUACAUAUUCAACUUACCAGGAAACUGCACGAGAAAUGGGGUUAUUCACUAAUAACAAUGAAAGUAUGUGUGCUAUGAAAGAAGCUGUUGAAAACUUUUCAACACCGGCACAACUACGUUUUCUAUUUUUGCAAUUAAUUUUAGAUAGUGCUCCUGUAUUUGAUAUAUGGCAAAAAUUUAAUUCAAAUCUCUCUGCCGAUAUACAAGAACAAUUUCAUGGAAAUCAUUCCAAUACCAUUAAUAUUGCUCUUUAA
Racocetra persica is the source of this 591-nucleotide messenger RNA. Lineage: Eukaryota; Fungi; Glomeromycota; Glomeromycetes; Diversisporales; Gigasporaceae. The record is from the annotation of a GenBank genome assembly.